Molecule: messenger RNA, 1795 nt
Organism: Oncorhynchus gorbuscha (pink salmon)
Lineage: Eukaryota; Metazoa; Chordata; Actinopteri; Salmoniformes; Salmonidae
Product: sugar transporter SWEET1-like
Exons: 6
Coding region: 162-821 (219 amino acids)
Biological process (GO): carbohydrate transport
Cellular component (GO): membrane
Molecular function (GO): sugar transmembrane transporter activity
Source: RefSeq, a predicted model, not a curated record
CGGAAAUACAGUGUCGUUAGAACGACGUCAGCGUUGAGUUGCUGAUGCAGAUGUCAACUAUUUGCACUAUAGCUGAUUUGAUAUUCACAGCGAAAGUACUCACAAUUUAGACACAUAUCUAGCUAUCUAGGUAGUGCGCCACACAUUCCUUUUUCCGAUCUAUGGAGUUUUUGCAGUUUCUAUCAUGGGCGUGCAUCGUAUUUACAGUCGGGAUGUUCUCGACUGGACUGACGGACCUGAAGAAGAUGAGAGCUUCCAAAAGUGCAGAUAACGUCCAGUUCCUCCCCUUCCUCACCACAUGCCUCAAUAACCUGGGCUGGCUGUAUUAUGGAAUACUGAAGACGGAUGGGACUCUGGUCCUGGUUAACACCAUAGGAGCCUGUUUACAGUCCCUCUACAUCCUCUCCUACUGCCACUACACCAAUGACAAGAGGCGAGUGACCUCUCAGACGUUACUAGCAGGAGGAGUGGUCUGUGGAGGCUGGCUGUACUUCAGUGUUGUCCUGCCUCAGGGAGAGUCUCAGCUGGCCCAGCUAGGUCUCACCUGCAGCCUGUUCACUAUCAGCAUGUACCUGAGUCCACUCGCUGACCUGAUGGAGAUAGUGCGUACUGGUAGUGUGGAGCGUUUGUCCUUCUCUUUGACUGUAGCUACCUUCCUCACCUCAACAUCCUGGACGCUCUAUGGACUACAGCUGCAAGACUACUAUAUCAUGGUUCCAAACACGCCAGGCAUUGUGACCAGUCUCAUCCGGUUCUUCCUGUUCUGGAGAUUUGCAUCUGUCAAUCAAGGCGUGCCAUCCUAUAAGCUCAUCGAAAUUUAAGUGGCUGGAGACUCACACCAGGGGCGGCAGGGUAGCCUAGUGGUUAGAGCAGUGGACUUCCAACCAGAAGGUUGCAAGUUCAAACCCCCGAGCUGACAAGAUACAAAUCUGUCGUUCUGCCCCUGAACAGGCAGUUAACCCACUGUUCCUAGGCCGUCAUUGAAAAUAAGAAUUUGUUCUUAACUGACUUGCCUAGUUAAAUAAAGGUAAAAAAAACACCAAUGGUUACAAGGGAGAGAGAUAACAGGCUUCUUGACCCUAUCAUGGUCAGGCUGUCCAUCACUGAUAUUGUUACUCAUAUUGUAAAUGAUUCAUGAUCACUCCUACCCACCAAGGGUUUAAGAAGACUUUCUCCUCUCAAGACAGAAGCUGUCCCUAAUCACAGAUCUUGGAUCAGAGUACCCUAGCAAUGGGGGAUGGAAAAUGAUGAAUAAAUAUCUGACCCUGUAUCAGUGGUUAGGGGCAUCUUCCUCAUCGUUCUCCCUCCACCACUUCCUUUUUGUGCCUUCUGUACUAGUCUGGGACAUCAUUACUGAGAACUCAACCAUGGGCGGGACAGUCCUGCCCUGUCAAUCACAGUAGUCUCUGUUAUCCAGUGGAAGGUUUUUUGCUCAGCAUCAUUGCGCUGCUAUUGGUUGAAUCGCUCUAACUAACAGGGCAGGAUGAUCCCGCCUCUAGUGGGGUUUGAGACCCCCUCACCUUUAUAGUUGACUUGUCUGUCCUCAUCACUAUGGUACCUGUGAACUAGGGGUGAACAACUGUUCCUGGUAGCUACAGUAUCUGCUGGGUUGUUAUCCUUCUCUUUUAACUAGACUGAUGUAUAGUGCAUUUGGGAAGUUUUCAGACUCCUUGAGUUUUUCCACAUUUUGUUACAUUACAGCCUUAUUGUAAAAUGUAUUAAAGUGUUUGAUGAGGAAAAUAACCUACACACAAUACCCCAUAAUAACAAAGCAAAGAGAUGUUUAAUUGUUUUU